Haliotis rufescens (red abalone) is the source of this 1708-nucleotide messenger RNA. Its product is annotated as beta-1,3-galactosyl-O-glycosyl-glycoprotein beta-1,6-N-acetylglucosaminyltransferase-like. The coding region runs from base 307 to 1608 and encodes 433 amino acids. Gene Ontology annotation, cellular component: membrane. Gene Ontology annotation, molecular function: acetylglucosaminyltransferase activity. Lineage: Eukaryota; Metazoa; Mollusca; Gastropoda; Lepetellida; Haliotidae. The transcript is spliced from 4 exons. The record is from RefSeq and is a predicted model, not a curated record.
AACAACAAAAAACAAACAAAAACAAAACACACAAAAAAAACCCCAAAAAACCCCAACUUCAAAUAACUAAUUUCGAGUCUUGACAAGGCAAACUUCUGAUUGAUAGCAUGAGAAACGAUCAAUGAAGACAUCAUUAGACAACGCCUACAUUACAUUACACGUCACACCGGAUGUCACAUCCCUUGGUUAUCUCUCUCAGAACCUUCUAGAAAAGGUUUUCGGGAAGAGUGAGAGAGUUGGGACUCAUUGUUCCUGACCACCCCCGCCCGUCCUCCCCUCUCCCCUUUCAGAACAGGAUAAUGCAGGAUGAAGUCAAGUCAUGUGGCGUUUGCCGUCAUCAUCAGCGUUGGCACCGUCGCACUCAUCGUGUUCGACGACAUCCUCCGAAACGCCCUUGGAAAGGCCAAGGACGAAAUGCGGACAAUUCCCAUGGAGUUCUCGUUUGACGAUUCGCCGCUCAAGUGUAAAUACCUCUUCCGUAAUAAUGACAUAGAGAUUGAGCGGGCCAGGGUUCGGAUGUUAAAGGAAACCCGGAUCGGACCAAGUAUUGAUCAUGACGCCUACUCCGUCAUGACACAGAACUGUGCGGAUUUUAAACAGUACCGGAAGUACAUCAUGAACGUCACUCCGGAAGAAGAAGAGUUUCCUAUAGCCUUCAGUGUGUUGAUGUACAGGGACGUGGAACAGUUUGAGCGUCUGUUGCGAGCGGUAUACCGACCUCAUAACCACUACUGCGUGCACGUUGACAGCAAAGCCUCCACGGCUAUGAGGAGGGCAGUUAGCAACAUCGCCAACUGCUUUCCGAACAUGUUUCUCUCGUCGAGGUCGGUGGACGUGCGGUGGGGGGAGUUCUCGGUGCUGGAACCGGAACUCGUGUGCAUCCGGGACCUGCUGAAACACGGCCGGAAGUGGAAGUACUUCAUCAAUCUGACGGGGCAGGAGUUCCCGUUGAAGACGAACUACCAGCUGGUGAAGAUACUCAAAGCAUACAAUGGAGCUAAUGAUGUUUCCGCCACAGUCUCGAGGGUUUUUGAGAAUGCAUAUCGCUGGUGGAUAGCUGGCCCCCCUCCUCUCGACAUCCGACCGGUGAAGGGCGCCGUGCACAUCAUCGCCAACCGCCACUUCGUGGACUACGCCGUUCACCACCCGGUGGCUCAAGACCUCCUGCAGUGGGUGAAGAAGACCAAGGUGCCCGAUGAGACGUUCUUCGCCACCCUCAACCACAACCCACAGCUCCGGAUCCCUGGGUCAUAUCAGGGCGAGCCGGAGACUGACCCGAUAACGAAGCCGUUCCUGGCGCGGUAUAAGGUGUGGGACAAGGGGCUGUUCUUCUUCCUGGACGACUGUCAGGGCAAGUACGUCCACCACAUCUGCAUCUUCGGCGUGGGGGACCUGCACCGCUUCGUGCAAAGGAAGCACCUGUUCGCCAACAAGUUCCAGUUGGACUUUGAGCCAGUGGUGUUGGAUUGUAUGGAGGAAUGGUACUUCAACAUGACGCGCGACGAGAGUCUCGGGAAGUUGGACUUUGAUGACCGUUACUAUAGAAACCUGGGGUUUGUGAAGAACCAGGUGCCCAUGUCUCCGUCAAGCUACAGAGCUGUGCUGUAGCUGCUGAGGCGUUGUCGUGCCCAUCCUGUAGUCGGAGUAGUGUUGAUGAAUACAGACACAGAGCUACAGAUAAGCAGCGUAUUUACGUAAAAUACCCCCC